AUGAAUGGACGGUCUUUGAUUGGCGCCGCUGGUGACGCCCCUCCUGGUCCUCUUUGGAGGGACCCUUUUGGAAAAAAAGCUGGUGAGGCAGCGCGCAUGGCCCAUGGGCCACCAAAACAGGAGCCAGAGGAAGAGCUAUCCAUGGAGGACAGCCCCACUGUGGUUAAACUGGACCAGGGUGGAAAUCAGGGUCCACCAGUUCGCAAGAGAAGAAGCCUCCCCAAGGCACUUGGCUACAUAACUGGUGAUAUGAAAGAAUUUGCCAACUGGCUUAAAGACAAACCCCAGGCGCUCCAGUUUGUCGACUGGGUCCUUCGGGGCAUAUCCCAAGUGGUGUUUGUCAGCAACCCCAUCAGCGGAAUCCUGUUUCUGGUGGGACUCCUGGUCCAGAACCCCUGGUGGGCGCUCAGUGGCUGUGUGGGAACUGUGGUCUCCACCCUGACAGCCCUGUUACUCGGUCAGGACAGGUCCGCCAUUGCAGCAGGGCUCCAGGGCUACAAUGCCACCCUGGUGGGAAUCCUUAUGGCUGUCUUUUCAGACAAGGGAGACUAUUUCUGGUGGCUAUUAUUCCCUGUGUCUGCUAUGUCCAUGACUUGUCCAAUUUUCUCAAGUGCGUUGAACUCCGUGUUCUGCAAAUGGGACCUCCCUGUCUUCACUCUGCCCUUCAACAUGGCGUUGUCAAUGUACCUUUCUGCCACGGGACAUUACAAUCCAUUUUUCCCAAGCAAAUUGUUCACACCUGUAACCUCAGUUCCCAAUGUCACCUGGUCUGACCUCAGUGCCCUGCAGUUACUGAGGUCCCUGCCCGUGGGUGUUGGUCAGAUAUAUGGCUGUGAUAAUCCGUGGACAGGGGGCAUCUUCCUAGGCGCCAUCCUCCUCUCCUCUCCACUCAUGUGCCUACAUGCUGCGAUCGGGUCGUUGCUGGGGAUGGCAGCAGGACUCAGUCUUUCAGCUCCAUUUGAGAACAUCUACUUUGGACUCUGGGGUUUCAACAGCUCUCUAACCUGCAUUGCAAUUGGAGGAAUGUUCAUGGCGCUCACCUGGCAAACCCACCUCCUGGCUCUUGCCUGCGCCCUGUUCACUGCCUACGUUGGAGCCAGCAUGUCCAACCUGAUGGCUGUGGUCGGAUUGCCAUCUUGUACCUGGCCCUUCUGUUUGGCGACACUACUGUUCCUCCUGCUGACCACGAAAAACCCCAACAUUUAUAAGAUGCCCCUCAGUAAAGUCACUUAUCCUGAAGAAAACCGCAUCUUCUACCUACAAGCCAAGAAAAGGAUGGUCGAAAGCCCUUUGUGA
This is a messenger RNA of Mesoplodon densirostris (Blainville's beaked whale), 1296 nucleotides long. RefSeq names its product solute carrier family 14 member 1 (Kidd blood group) (gene SLC14A1). Gene Ontology annotation, molecular function: urea transmembrane transporter activity. Gene Ontology annotation, biological process: urea transmembrane transport. The transcript is spliced from 9 exons. The record is from RefSeq and is a predicted model, not a curated record. Gene Ontology annotation, cellular component: membrane. Lineage: Eukaryota; Metazoa; Chordata; Mammalia; Artiodactyla; Ziphiidae. Bases 1 to 1296 code for a protein of 431 amino acids.